AUGGUGCUGACCAACAUAGUCGAGGAUCUUCCCAAAUCGGCAUAUGCAGUCAUUUCAGAAGUAUCGGAAGACAUAGUACAAGCAACUGUACAGCAGAACAACGAGGGAAUCCCGACUCCGUCGGCCACACCCCCAAGUGACAAUGCUUCAUCUAUCCCACCACAACCCAAAGGUGUAAAAGAUAUCACAGCCGACACCAAAAAGCUUCAAAUCCAGUACGACUUACUGAGUCAAAGAAUAUCGUUAUUCGAAAAGGCGCUCAACAAUGCCGAGAAGAAGCGCAAGAAGUUGGUCAAGAUGCGGAACGGCUUAGAGCGGAGAAUCGACGCCGGCAAGGCAGAUAUCCAAUCGCUGGACCACAAGAUGUCUUGCGCAGAAAUCAAGAGCCAGGAUUUGGAAGUUUUGCUCGAGGUUGAGACUUCGGAUUCUUGGGGAGCAAAAACUAUGAGGAACAUUCGCAUGAAAGUAAUUGAGAAGAGUCUGGGCGAAGUCAAUCGCUUCAUUGAGAGGCACGAAGAAAGUCUGGACGACAAGCUCAAAAAUGUCAACAACUGA
Colletotrichum fioriniae is the source of this 555-nucleotide messenger RNA. RefSeq lists its product as uncharacterized. The record is from RefSeq and is a predicted model, not a curated record. Lineage: Eukaryota; Fungi; Ascomycota; Sordariomycetes; Glomerellales; Glomerellaceae.